AUGGGUAUCCGGAACGUCCUCGCCACGGCCAUUGCCAGCCUUCCGGUCAUUAAUGCUGCCAUCCCAAGCAUUCCGGGGUUCACCCUCACCUGGGGUGAUGACUUCAUUGGCUCUGCCAACAGCCUUCCCAGCACUUCCAACUGGAUCAUCGACACCGGCACGAGCUACCCUGGAGGGCCUGCCAACUGGGGAACAGGAGAGAUCCAGACUUAUACGAGCAGCACCAACAAUCUGAAGCUGAACGGCAAUGGGGCUCUCCAGAUCACAGCGAUCAAGAGCUCCUCCGGUGCUUGGACCUCUGCCCGUAUUGAGACGCAACGUAACAACUUUGUUGCGCGCGCUGGUGGUAAGAUGAGAAUCCAAGCGAGCCUCAACCUACCCAACGUUGGCAGCAAUGGCAUUGGAUACUGGCCAGCCUUCUGGACUCUCGGCAGUGCGUACCGGGGAAAUUACCAGAAUUGGCCUUCUGUAGGGGAGUUCGACAUCAUGGAGAAUGUUAACGCCAUCAACCGCGUGUGGGGCGUGAUGCACUGUGGUGUGAACCCAGGCGGGCCAUGCCGCGAGACAGACGGCCUCGUGGGCUCACGUGAGUGCCCGGGAAGUCCAUGUCAGGGAAACUUCCACACAUACACCCUCGAGGUUGACCGCUCCCAGGAGCUUGAGGCCGUGCGGUGGUUCGUCGAUGGCAUUCUGUUCUGGCAGGUCGUCGAGACAGACCUGCCUGCCGAUACUUGGGCCCAGGCUGUUCACAACCCUCAUUUCAUCCUGCUGAACCUGGCCAUUGGUGGUGCUUUCCCAAACAACAAUUACGGAAGCGCUACCCCGCUGGCGAACACUGUCAGCGGCGGCACGCUGCAGGCUGAGUACAUCGCUGUUUACAACAACUAG
Molecule: messenger RNA, 888 nt
Organism: Diaporthe batatas
Lineage: Eukaryota; Fungi; Ascomycota; Sordariomycetes; Diaporthales; Diaporthaceae
Exons: 2
Coding region: 1-888 (295 amino acids)
Biological process (GO): carbohydrate metabolic process
Molecular function (GO): hydrolase activity, hydrolyzing O-glycosyl compounds
Source: RefSeq, a predicted model, not a curated record